Molecule: messenger RNA, 1080 nt
Organism: Scomber japonicus (chub mackerel)
Lineage: Eukaryota; Metazoa; Chordata; Actinopteri; Scombriformes; Scombridae
Gene: cpo
Product: carboxypeptidase O
Exons: 9
Coding region: 1-1080 (359 amino acids)
Biological process (GO): proteolysis
Molecular function (GO): metallocarboxypeptidase activity; zinc ion binding
Source: RefSeq, a predicted model, not a curated record
AUGUUUAACUUUGUUGGACUGAGCCUUGUGGUGCUGCUCUCAGCAACGGUAGAGGGAGUGGAGUAUGACUACUUCAAAUACCACCCCAUGGCGGAGAUAACUAGCUGGAUGACUCAGACUGAAAAGGAUAAUCCUGGUGUUGUAACCAUAGUGAACUACGGAAAGACCUAUGAGAAUAGGGACAUUAAGUUGCUCAAGAUUGGCCUGAAUACUGGAGCCGCAAAGAAAGGUAUCUGGAUGGACUGUGGUAUUCAUGCCAGGGAGUGGAUUGCUCCAGCCUUCUGUCAGUACUUUGUCAGUCAGAUCCUUAAAACAUACAAAACAAAUGCAAAAAUAGAAGAGAUGAUGAAGAACGUGGACUUCUACGUCACCCCUGUGCUCAACGUGGACGGUUACGUCUACUCGUGGAAGGACAACACAACUCGACUCUGGAGGAAGAACAGGUCACCAGGACCAGAAGGCUGCGCAUGUAACGGCACUGAUCUCAACCGCAACUUCUACGCCAACUGGGGAACAAUCGGAGUAGAUUUGACCGACUGCUGCUCAAACAUCUACUGUGGGACCAAACCUGAGUCUGAGCCCGAAGCCAAGGCCGUAACUAACUUUGUUGGACCUAAGAGUUCGGACUUCCUGUGUUUCCUCACCAUCCACUCCUAUGGCCAACUCCUCCUGAUGCCAUAUGGGCACCCCAACGUAAUCGCCCCCAACAACGAUGAGCUGAUGGAGGUGGGUUUGGCUGCAGCAGAGGCCAUAAAGAAAGUCCACGGGAAGGAAUAUAUUGUAGGAACUUCACCAAAUGUAUUGUAUCCCAACUCUGGUUCAUCCAGAGACUGGGCUAGGUUGCAAGGAAUCCCCUUCGCCUACACAUUUGAGCUGAGAGACAAAGGAGACUUUGGCUUCAAGCUUCCAGAGGACCAGAUCCAGCCAACCUGUGAGGAGGCCUACAGCGGAGCCUUGCACAUCAUCACCUACACCCACGACAAGGCCAUUCAUGGUAUUACUGGUGCCGUGACUACUGCCUCCGCAACCCUGUGGAGCAUGCUGUUGGCAGUAGGUGUUACCAGUGCCACUCUGAUGUGA